AGAAUGUAACGAUGAAAUAGAACCACAUCAACAGAGAAGACCUCUUAUUGGCGGGAAAGAAACUAUGUUGAUGUCACGUGAUGUCACGUGUUAGGAUCCUAUAAUGGUGACUCCAACACUUAUAAUAGCCCUUCUCAUCUCCAGUAUAUGGCUCGCUUACAUUGCAUUUUAUAACUCCCGAAUACAGGGUCUCUUGUGUACUUGGAUACUUCGUCAACUUGGAUACAUCAAAGAUGCUGAGGUUAAAUUCGGUUCCAUCAGUGUAUCAAUACUUGGUGGCAAGAUCAUGUUCAGAGAAUUACGUUACAUCACUAAAGAUUUUGCCUUGAGGAGUGUCGAUGGAGCCUUUAUCUUUAAAUGGUUCACAAGACUUUCCCCUGACGACAUAAGCAGAGAGUCCCAGACGUGGUCGCUGUACCACAUAAUCUUCCAGAGUCGAGCUCUCCUAACUCUCCACGGUCUGGAAGUGCACAUAUACAACAGGACUAGCUUGUACGAUGAUCUGGAGAAAGUGGCCAAGUCCGAGUUGGACGUGGGAAUGCCUGAAGAUAGAUUACCUGAUCCAGACUCCAAUACAACGGAGCCAGUGGUUGAAGACAACACACCGGACAAAUGGGGUCUCAGAAACCUCAUACCUGUUCUGGUAGUAGAGGUUCAGAAGGGAAAGUUCGUGGUCGGAAACAAGCUGACAGAAACGGUGAUGUUUGUCGAUAUCGAGACAGCAACAGCGAUAUACUCCACACCUUCAUCAAAGAAACAGCAGCUAGAUCCUUAUAUGCACAUGAUACGGAGUAAGAUAAACAAAAUUAGAAUUACCCUCAACAGAUCUCCUGAAUUUAAAGGUCAGUACGAGACUCCACCCUCCCAGCCAGAAGCAGGGGUACCUCUUCUCAGAUCCAGAGAAGUCAGGAUUCAAUACAUUCAGGACAUGCCUGGCCGUGUAACAAAACUGCAGAGAAGUGCAGAGAGUUCCCCUGAGUGGGAAAUGACCCUGAAGUUCAUGAGAGAAACUCACAUUCACUACGGACCAUGGUUAGAUCGGCAACGAGAUAUCCUCUACAAGUUCUUCUUCCCUUACGACUAUAAAGUAGCCGAGGUAUCAAAACCCCUGAAGGUCGGAGAUCUCCGGCGACAUCAGCAUCUAAAUGUGAUUAUAGACUUCGAGGCUAAAGCUACACUCACAAUCCUGUUCUUCAGAGAGGAGGCGACCUCCUCAAUAAACCUGGACAUAGCGAAUGGCAGUAGAGUACAGAUGCAGAUCCCCUGGACAGUCAGCCCUCAGGGCUUCACUACUCAGAUAGUGGCUGAUCUCUACAAAGUGGAGUGUCAGACUAGCAUGGAUUACAGACCCUUCCUGGAGGCUGACGAAGUUCACGCUAUAUUCCAGUUCCAGUACCCUCGUGUAUGGCAUCACCGGCAGUCCUGGGAGUGUGACUUCUUCAGUGUCAGUAGACCCACUGUACACUUCGUAUUCGACCUCAUCGCCUUUCUCACCGACCUUCUGGAUGAUUGGAGUCCAGUAAUUCAGCCUGAUCUACUCACUUUUGUGCCGUAUGUGUGGAGGUUUGACUUCAAGUUUACUGAUGCUCUAAUUGUCCUGCCUGUCUCCCAGCACAAUUGGGUGGAUUGCAUUCAGAAUAGGAUAGAAAACUCAGAAACUGUAUUUUUUGGUCUGCACUGUGAGAUGCUGGAUGUUCACUUCGAACUACCAUGGACCAACUAUCAACCUGCAACUACAGAAGUCAGAUUUGAUUUCAACGCUGAAGAUAUAACUGGAUCUAUCUGGUUGCCGAAGUACCAUACUCUACGAGACAGUUUGAAGCAGUUUAAUAUGGGCAAAGUGCCAGCUUGGCUGGAUCGAGCCCACGUUGACAGAGUAGGGGAGGAAACUGGGAGCUCAAACAAAGACAAAAACGUGACUGCACAUGAUUUGGAGGGAUGGGAGGAGUGCUGGUCACUUCAGGACUUGUUCCUUCGCUUCACAUUCCUCAGUAACUCGGCUCUACCUUACGAGAGACCCGGCUACAACUACAAUUUCGCUUCUGAGGACAAAACUAACCAUCUCGGGGUCGAGGUGAUGUUGGGACCUUCAGUUAUCCGCCUCCACGGUGUCUUCUUCCGUCAUCUCUGGUUCUUCAAAGACAACUACUUUGGUUAUGAUGACAAGUGUACACCACUAGCGUACUUGUACAACAGAGCCCUUAUUGAUAAGAACAAGAACCUCCGGGUCAAGAGGCCUACCAAGGAGUGCCCUAUCUACGAUCUAGAUGUCACGUGUAAGGUUAUUGUUAAAGAUAUCCUGGGAGAGUUCCCCAGACAUUGUGACGAGCCUAACGUGCAGAUAAAGCUUCCUAUAGCACAGAUAGACGGUAUAGUGUUUGAACUGGUAAAGACACGCCAGGAGGCCAAGAUGGAGCUUACAAUCUCCCCGAUCACAUUCCUCUUCAGCGACUCUUUUAAACGCUCCACUCUGGACAUGCAUCUGGCACAUGGCUUCCUGCAGUUACAGGGAGUUAGCGUCCUCAUGUGUGGGCUGUAUAGUGGUGUUGGAAUAAACAACCCAAAGAACCCGUUUGAUUUCCUAGAGUACGGUUUUCUGGUCGAAGUAACGACAGGAGCCUUGGUAGGCAAACUAACCGUCCCCCACAUUCAACAACUCGUCCACUGGCUGGAGAUAUUCCUGUGGCAGAGUUUGGACCGUGAGAACGAGAUGCCAAUAACAGAACACCAAAUAAAUAUAGAGAGAGUGCACAGCGCGUCCCACCACGUACAGGAGACCGUGCAGACGGAUGGAUCUUCUGCUAUUAAAGAGUAUCAUAACUUCAAGUUAAAAACGAGUCAGCAGAAGAAACUGAAAACAGACGAUCUAAAGUACCUGAUGAUAAAAGUGUCGAUAGCGCGCACUGAUCUGUACGUGGUAGAGGCGGGUUGCGCAUGCAGCAUCGCUACUAAGUCUAUACGUGUGGCGCUGUGUAACGCGCAUGACGAGACCACUACUUUGGGUGUUACGUUGUGUGUGCAGGGGGCUGAUGUUACACAAUACGUCAGGUUACCUCACGAAGAAGACAAGGUAGAAUUAGAAAACAAGUCCCAGUGGCUGGAAGCAGGAGUGCUCUCCCUGCCUCCCAUCAUGUUUGAUGUUAACAAGAGACUUGGGGAUCCCUGUCAGUACAAGGAGGAACAGAGAGAAUUCCUCAAGUGUCACGAUAAAAUUAACCAGUGCCUCCUGUUCCUAUGGAUGCCUGAAGAGUACAAAGGUUGUGGAUGUGUAGGAGGGGUUACCUUCAACAACACCACUCUCAUUGAAGUUAACGGCUUUUACUUUGACCCUGUUGUAGUUCCUCCAGACUUCUGUCAGAGUGCCUCUCCUAAUAGUAACACUCCGUGGAAACUUGGUAGAGGAGCAAGUGUGGUGGGUACAGAUGGUUCUAGUAGGACCUCUCCUGGAAGUUCCAUCUCCUCCAGACAGAGUGACAAGAGGAAACAUGUCAGCGAGCUCCUACACAGUCAGGGAUUCGGGGGCUUAUCUCCUGCAGAUUGUAAGCCGAAGAAGCCGCCUACAGGUAAAAAGAAGACUAAAGGUAGAGAUUCAGGAGAAUGGUUCACCACCUUCCCCCAGCGAUCAGGAGCCAGGAAGAGGGACAAGCAGAAAACACUCUCUCAUUACAAUGAUCUACUCAAAAACUUCAGCAUCAAGAGGAAUAUAUCUCGGCUGAGUUCUAAGAGGAAAAGUAGAGGAAGUGAUAUUGUGGGAUCAGAGCAUUCAGUCAGCCAACACGAACCAGCCCUUAAAAUAGAUACUCAGGACGAAGUAGAGGAGGACGGAGAAGAAGAGCAUGCUCUGGUAGAAGACGAGGUGGGGUCCUCCAACCCCAGCAUCACAGUCACCACUGAGUUUGCUCCUAUGGUAGAGGCUGUCUCUCCUGCUAUCAAGGGAUCCACUGAGAGUCUAGUAGACUCUGAAAGUGAACUGGAUACGCUCCCAGAUUCACAAUACACCAUUCUCCCUCCAUCCACUCUAUCAAAAUCAUCCAUCACCAUCACCAAGACUGUUUCAUUUGAUAACGUUCCCUCUCAUCACUUGGAACAAGCAAACCAGUACGAGUCAGCAGAAGAUGAAGCGACCAGGAGGGCGUCCAAGCAGAGCUUACCUCAUCAGUCUCCAACGAGUACAGGAGCAAGUAAAGAGGACAAGUACAGUAGUCUGGGUAGAAGAAGCAAGUCUAGAGGAGGAACUCUCUCUAGAUCCUCAUCUCAAGACAGCUUCAAGUCUGCCAGAUCCGAGUUCAGGAACACUGACGCUGCCAGCAGUGCGGCUGAGGAGGAACAUGACACGACAGAGGCGGAGGAUGAAGAGAACCAAGUUAAAGAUCUCUCCAUACCUUUCCCCUUCCCUAAAGCAGCUGACAGUGCCCUAAACCACGAGUUAAUAGACAUCUACAGAGACCACCUGCCCAGAGCAUGGUUAACAGAGACCAGGUACUCUAACACUGUGGUCCUCAACAAGUCUUACUCUGAUCUGGAGGACGUGGAUACUAACAAGAUACCUCACAGGAUAUCCUCUAACAAGCGACAAAGCAAAGGAAGCAAGGGGAGUGAUGAUUUUAAAAUUCCUCCAGUGGAACCCUCCAUCCAUGAACUUUUACAGAUAGUAAAGUACAUCCUACCUGAGUUCCACUCAGAAUCUACAGGUAGCACCAGCAGUGACCUCACCACAGACAACCUCUUCUCCAACGACUCUGCUGCCGACAACAAGUCCGACCCCAAACUCCUCGAACUUCGUCGCAAGUGGGAGAAGAAGCUGAAAGAAAAGAAAGUCUCCACAGAUGAGACAUCAGACCCUGACAGUUUGGAGACAGAUGGUAAAGUGAUCUGUAUUGCUGAGAUAGUGGACCCUGUUGACCUCUUCUUUACACCCUUCUGUGUGCACGCUAUCAACAAGUAUAUCGAGACAGCAGAAGUUUACUACCGGAACCUGCACCCAGCAGCAGUGAUAAACCUGGUGCAGGCUGCUACAGCUCCUACUGUCCUGGAGAUUGCUAUACAGCAUGCCACCGCUCAGAAGGCGCUCCUCUUCUCCCACCAUUUACAGCCAGUAGGUAUGAAGAAGUUCGACAAUUCUCUGGAGAGGACUAUAGAAGAGAGACUGAACCUGGAACUAUUUCUCUACAUUCCAGUUGUUUCUAUCCGUACUUUACAGGGUGGUGGAGAUCUUCAGUGGGUGGGUACAGAAGCUGAACUAGAAACGGCAAGAAGCAAAGCUCAAGUCCCCUCCAAAUCUGGAACCAAAUCUGGAGCCAAAUCCGAAUCUAAGUUUGGAGGAGUGUCCACGACAGAUGAUGAAGCUAUGACAGACCGAAGUGAGAGUGCCAGAUCAGAUAUCAGUGGAGACCCGUCCUCAGGGGCAGGAAGCAGUAAUGUAAUCUGUCCCAACAAGAUCGCCAAACUCUCCCUUGUCAAGUUCGUGGCUAACAACAUCGACGUGAGCUUCAGCUACCAUCAGUUCGAGAGACAGAAGCCUAUGGCGUCCGGUGGUACGAGAAGUAAAAGUGUUAUGGACAGUGCCCUCCCUGGAGAGUACACACAGACUGCUUACAAAGCCUCUGUGGACGGAAUAUUCGGCCAACUUCACAUCCUUCAUCCUAUGAUUGGAAAGCAGAGUGAUACCUUUAUCCCGUACACAAAGACUCGAGUAGUUGCUGCCAAGAAAAUAAAGGACAACGUUCAGAAACUCAGUAGCAGGGAGACGUCAGUAGUGAUAGAGCUGGGCGCUGAGAAGUGUAACUUCUCUGGAGGAUCUCUGAAACGGAACCUGUUGGUGGCAUUGCCCGAACCUCCUGAGCAGCAGAAACCAAAGAAGAAGGAGGAGGAGAAGCAGGAUAUACCAUCCUUCGCUUUAGAUGGAGAUUCAAUUGAUAUCGAGUUGGGGAAACAGGAUCCCUCAAGCAACAACAUCCCCUUCAAGUACAAGAAACUGCGACCUAAGGCGUCCAUACACUACCACUCCGGACCGGACAGAAUGUCCUUGAGUAGUAGUCUAAUGGAUGAAGCUCAGGAACCACUCAUAUCUGACGAUAACAGCAGUUCAGAGGACGUACUGACAGUGGAGGGUAUUGAGUAUAAGCGUCUAGAGAGCGACCGAGAUGAAGGUUCCAGCGAGAAGGUGUCUAUGGGAGCCCAAGUAGCUGCCUCCCUAACCUCACUAGCUGACACCACCGCCUACCACGACAAAUCCUCCAUUAACGGCAAGAUCUCUGAGUUGUGGAUCCAGAUAGCCACACCCUCAGCCGAUCAGACGGACGUGAACCUCUUCAAUCCGUACACCUCUCUCCCCCACGCUGUGUUCUCCUGGUCCGAACCAGGCUCUCUCCUGGCUCAACAUGUGACCCAACUCUCUCACAACAAGUUGUCCAGGGUACAAGCUGUUAUUGCUGCUCUCCUGGCAGAAGCUCUGGGACAAGAGAUCCAGUACGAACCUCCUAACUAUACCACUAAACACAGUCGACUCACCAUUGCUUCCAAAACUCUGAAGGAGUCCGCAGUAAUCAGACUGAUGAACCAGCUCAGGUACACUCUGGAAAUAUGCAAGGAUUCCAACACGGACUUGUACCACGACUUAAACCCAGACUUUGUUCCUCGGAGGAUCCUCUUAGAGCGAGGGGUACAGUCAAUGUUAGCAGCUAUCGAGGGUAACCUCCUUCUGACUAACGACAACCUCAUGGACAACAUCUCAGUGCAGCAGCCUCCCCCCACCAGCCAUCAUUCUCCCCCGAGUAACCUACUCCCUGAUGCAGGAACUAGUGAUAAUUAUAAAACACCUGUAUACUACGUAGGGAAACAGGACUACGGUUCCAUAGCCGCUCUUGAUAAGAUCAGUAUAGGUAAGCCUCCUCAAAACGUGCAAGUAGAAGCUAAACACAGAACACACAGACACGCCCUGAUCGAGAUGUUGUCCUCCAGUGACAAGGCCAAGCUGGCUGAGAAAUACUUUGCUCUGUACCAGGCACUGCAGUUGAGACUUCCUAAAACUGAUCACGUGAAUCACCAGCUUAAGUUGGAGAUAGAUGGAACCAGUAUCACCGCUAUAGACUGCCACAGAGACUUCAGGAGUGACACCGCCGCUUCACCCUUCUUCAAUGCAAAGAACCUCUUCCUGGAGACCUCGCUGUUCCCCGCCCAGAAAGACUUCAGUAUUCCCCGACACACCAGGGAUGGGACACACAAGAGAAAUGAUUCUCGCUCCAGUUCAGGAGUUGGUGGAGGUAGAAGUUUCCACAGAAGUGACAGUACAGACAGUCUGUUCUCUAAACGUAGCUCUCACUCUAACAGACACAACGCUGCUUCCACACCCGGGGGAGCUCCUCCUAGACCUCCUCGCAAGAAGAAAUCUAAGAAGUUCCUGGACAUACAGAUGGCACAGAACGUCAAGAAGUCCAUCAGUCACGUAGUCAAACACCUGGUGAUCAACACCCAGAUAGAAACCUGUGUCACCGAGAUCAACCUCGACCUGCUGAGGCUCUCCAAAGCGCUGGUGGACGGCAUGUCCAACUUCCAGCCGGGCUCCUUCCACCCGGUGCUGGGUGACUUUACUGUCAUCAGCGGUAGUGGACCAGCCUCUCCUACCGGGGAUCCACCUCUCAGGUCUGUUGAGGAUCAGUUCAUGCUGGCUGGAGCUUGGGAGAAGAUGGACGAGUACAUACAACUCAUGUUCAGAGGAGACCCGAUGGUGGCGAGAAUGAGUUCAGAGACCUCUAAAUCACUGAAACCCCGUAUAAACCGAGACAUCAUGCUGUACUCUGAGGCGCCUGACAUUCCUCUCUCUGUUACUGCAACCUGGAGAUUCGACAAGGCUGAGAUUAUUGGCAGAUUGCAAGGUUUAAAGUCGCACAUUAAUGUGAAGAGUAUAAGUGGAGCAGCUGCAAUUCUUCAGAACCUGUAUGUCGAGAUGAACAACAGUCCUAACAGUGAUAUCAUCCUGGAGCCACUGUCUCCCAAUAUAAUCUCUGGUAAUCUGGACGAGACGAGCAUUGCUGUAAGCUAUUACGAUGAUGAGACAGAACAGGACUGUGAGCUGAUCUGUAUUGAUGUACCAACCCUGAACACUGUUUACUCAUUCCUACCUCAUGUUACUCGAAUACAGAAAGUGUUCAUUAAUGUGACAGAACUAAAGGCGAAGGUUCCCAAGCCUAUAGUUGAGAUUAAGAAUGUGCUACUGAUAUCCACCAAGCUUGUUCUUCACGAAAUCAAGAGUUUCGAGCGUUAUUUCCACAGACCGCAGCAGAGUUUGCAGAGAAUACACAUAGAGAACUCUAACAAGCACAGUGAGAUAGAUUUGAACCUGCUGAUCAGAGCUGCUUCAUUCGACCUCUACCUCCUCCCUUCCCUCUCUCUUAAACACGAGAUAGGAGACCUACACAUCAGGUUCGCUCAGAGCAAAGGACUGACGGCUCAGCUAGAUAUCCAUCAUCACGAGCUGUCCCUGAACGCAGAAGAGAUAGAUCUCCACACCCAUCUCCCUCUACCUCAGAUCUUUAUCCGCGGGGAGAAGGUAAAGAAGAGAGAUCCCAGUGGUAUAAGGAGUGGUAUACACGGUGAGCACUACACGGGAGUUGUGGAGAUCAAGACUUUCCAACUACAACUACCCACAACCAUGUUGAACCACGUGCUGCUCGUUCAGAACGCAUUCAUGAAGGAAAUCAACGAGUUUUUGGACACGAUAAACCUUAUCAGAUACACGGUAGAAAAAACAAAUCCGAUAGCAAAGAGCAGCAGCAGCUUACCUACCAGCCCUCACAUGAUACCUUUCGCUUUCACCAUGAAGCUACAGGGUAUCGACUUGUUGGCUACAACACCCUCUGACCUGGCAAUGUCGCUAAAAACAGAGACAAUAAACGUGGAAGUGAAGAACAGGAUGGUCACAGAGCGCAUCACUGUGGCUCGGGAUCGGGAGCAAAUAAUCGAGAGACCUCGCAUGUUCAUCAGCACGAUGAUAACGACUGACAUCACAUUGGGUCAGCUAGCUGAUAUCGACCCCGGGGUGCCCAGAUCCAGCGAGGAGGACAUGAUCAAGUUCCUUCAGUUCAGAGCUACUGCUAGUUUGGGUAACGAUGAGGGCUUGUUCGAGAAUAAGCUGAGUUCGAGUGAGUCUUUCCACGCAACCAUUUCCAACCCUCAACUGUUCAUGCAGCCCGGUGCCUUCGACAAAGCGCUGCUGUUUUACCUCAACUUCAAGACUGCUUACGCUAUAUUUAACGAUGACAGACAAAAGCUCAACGUUGAAACGGUUACCGCUACUGAAACCUUCAAAAACCGGUUCAAUCUCCCUGAAGGUCCCCCAGUUUUGCCAACCAACACUCAGCUGAAGAUGACAGUGAAGAAUCUAGCCGUGUGUCUGCCAAUCCAGAGAAGCAACGUGACGUCACCAGGCGACGAAUUACUGUCAGCCUCUCAGACUGACCUCGUCAAGUAUUCUGCCAGUGACGGUGCUCUCUCCAUAUCCAUUAAAACAGCCGAAAUGAAGAUGGCAUUCGGAACAAUCCACAAUAACAAGGGACUGUUCAACGACUUUGUUAUCAGGUUCAUUGAUGAGUUCGACGAGAAGAAAUGGAUGGAAAACGCUGUACCACGGAGUAGUGAGAAGGAAAUGAACUCCAUAGCUGUAGAUUCGGGUAACUACGACUACACCACCCUGACCACCUCACCCACCGUGACCAACAAGGAGACUGGGUUAGAAGGGGAGCAGUCUGGGAAGAUGACAGUUGGAGUGAACAGUGAUAUCAAGGGUGUCAACAUCCAUCUCAGCACCAACAUCAUCACCAAGUUAGUGGGUCUGUACAAGACCCUGACCUCUAUAGUUGGGACUGACGACCCUAAGGACGGCAGUAUCGAGCUUAUUGAUGAGACAGAGUUGGUUAAGAACCUGGGUGUUGAGUCCGCUGAGAAGGGGCAGUUUGAUGAGGAGCAAGCUGUUAAGAUCUGGAAGAGAACUGCUUUACAUGCAGACAAGAAGGAUAAUAAGCUUGAGCGAACUACGAGCGGUGGAAAACGGAAAAAGCCCCCAAUCAGUGAUACUGUGGUCAAAGAGAAAAAACCUGAUGAGGUGAGCAUGUUUUCAACUAGAACUUCAAGAUCUGUUCUCGGGAGGAAGAGAGCAUAA
Bolinopsis microptera is the source of this 10156-nucleotide messenger RNA. RefSeq names its product bridge-like lipid transfer protein family member 1. The record is from RefSeq and is a predicted model, not a curated record. Lineage: Eukaryota; Metazoa; Ctenophora; Tentaculata; Lobata; Bolinopsidae. Gene Ontology annotation, biological process: synaptic vesicle endocytosis. Bases 104 to 10156 code for a protein of 3350 amino acids. The transcript is spliced from 59 exons.